Aphidius gifuensis is the source of this 1852-nucleotide messenger RNA. Its product is annotated as putative fatty acyl-CoA reductase CG5065. Gene Ontology annotation, cellular component: peroxisome. Bases 249 to 1802 code for a protein of 517 amino acids. The record is from RefSeq and is a predicted model, not a curated record. Gene Ontology annotation, molecular function: alcohol-forming very long-chain fatty acyl-CoA reductase (NADP+) activity. Gene Ontology annotation, biological process: long-chain fatty-acyl-CoA metabolic process. The transcript is spliced from 9 exons. Lineage: Eukaryota; Metazoa; Arthropoda; Insecta; Hymenoptera; Braconidae.
UGAGCUUGGUGACUUUUGUCUGAAUUUGUUCAGUCGGUGAUCGACCAACCAUUCGUUCACAUUUAAAUUUGAAAAAAAAAAUAAACUAUAAAAUUUAUUUCAAAUAUUUUUACUUAUAAUUUUAAACUUUUGAUAAAAAAAUUAACAUCUUAAUAUUUGUCAAAAUAUACGUUAAAUAUUCAUUUUUUAAAAUUAGUAUUUUGUUAAUUUAAAGUGUUGAUAUUUAAUUGUAAAUAUAAUUAAGAAAAAUGACGGAAACGAAAAUAGAAGAAUUACCUGAUCGGAUAGCAGAUAUGUUUGAGGGUAAAAAAAUAUUGAUAACCGGUGGUACUGGAUUUCUUGGAAAAGUAUUGGUGGAAAAAUUUUUACGUUGUAUUCCAAAAAUUGAAAAAAUAUACUUAUUAGUAAGACCAAAAAAAGGAAAAGAUCCAAAACAUCGUCUUGAUGAAAUAUUUAAUUCAGCACUUUUCGAAAAAGUUAAAAAUCAACGUGGCUUAGAAACGAUGCAUAAAACUGUCGGCAUUGUCAAUGGCGAUGUUUCACUUCCUGGGCUUGGAAUUUCAAUCGAAGACAGAAAUAUGCUUUGUGAAAAAAUUAGUAUUGUUUAUCAUGCAGCAGCAACAGUAAGAUUUGAUGAAUUAUUAAAACGAGCUGUUUUACUAAACACACGUGGAACAAGAAACAUGCUAGAUCUUGCCAAAGAAAUGAAAAAUUUGGAGAUGUUUGCACACAUAAGUACUGCUUAUUGUCAUCUUGAAGAGAAAGUACUUGAAGAAAAGCCAUAUCCACCUCCAGCAGAUCCUCAUAAAAUAAUAAAAUGUGUUGAAUGGAUGGAUGAUGAUGUUGUUGAAGCAAUGACAGCAAAAAUACUUGGAAAUUUACCAAACACAUAUGCAUUUACAAAAGCACUAUCAGAAGGUCUUGUUGAAGAAUCAAUGACUGUUAUACCAUCAGUAAUACUUCGUCCAAGUAUUGUGAUACCAGUAUGGAAAGAACCAAUACCUGGCUGGACAGACAACAUGAAUGGACCAACUGGUUUAUUAAUUGGUGCUGGUAAAGGUGUCAUCAGAACAAUGCAUUGUGAUGAACGUGGAUAUGCUGAUUAUUUACCAGUUGAUAUUGCUGUUAAUGCUAUUCUUGGUGCAACAUGGAAUUUUAUUUAUUGCAAAGAUCAAAGUAGAAGAGUUUAUAAUCUUACAAGUAGUCGUGAAUUUAAGGUUACAUGGAGAGAAAUCAUUGAUCGUGGUCGUAAAGUUACUGAAAAAGUACCAUUAAAUGGAGUUGUUUGGUAUCCAGGUGGUAGCAUGAAACAAUCAAAAUUUGUUCAUAAUAUAUGUGUUUUAUUGUUUCACAUGAUACCAGCAUAUUUUAUUGAUACAAUGAUAUUUCUUGCUGGUCAUAAACCAAUAAUGUGUCGUGUUCAUCGAAGAAUUCAAAAAGGUUUUGAAGUAUUUGAAUAUUAUGCUAACAAUCAAUGGGAUUUUGAAAAUGAUAAUAUAACUGUUAUAAGAAAUAAAUUUAAUGAAAGAGAAAAAAUUAAUUAUCAAUUACACGGUGAUGAUUUGGAUCUUGAUGAUUAUUUUGAAGCAUGUAUUAGAGCAGCUCGUAUUUAUAUUUUAAAUGAACCACCAGAAACACUACCAGCAGCAAGACGACACAUGAGAGUCAUGUGGUGGGUUGAUGUUAUCACAAAAAUCAUGUUUUUUGUUCUUCUCAUUUAUACACUAUCAAGCUGGAGCGAAAGUUUUAGAGCUCUUUUAAUUGGUGGCUGGGUAUUAAUUGCAAAUGCCAUUGAUGUUUAAUCAUUUGUUGAUAAUUUAAAAAAAAAAAAAAAAAACACUUUCAAUUAUUA